Perca fluviatilis (European perch) is the source of this 1648-nucleotide messenger RNA. It is a transcript of the gene rrm2b, whose product is annotated as ribonucleotide reductase M2 b. Gene Ontology annotation, cellular component: cytosol. NCBI's taxonomy places the organism in Eukaryota, Metazoa, Chordata, Actinopteri, Perciformes, Percidae. The transcript is spliced from 9 exons. The coding region runs from base 151 to 1227 and encodes 358 amino acids. The record is from RefSeq and is a predicted model, not a curated record. Gene Ontology annotation, molecular function: ribonucleoside-diphosphate reductase activity, thioredoxin disulfide as acceptor. Gene Ontology annotation, biological process: deoxyribonucleotide biosynthetic process.
GGAUUGGUUAGGGUUAGGGUAAGAAUGUGAGGGUAAGGCAACUUGACAUGCCUUCGCCAUCCUGGGGUAGAAAAAUACAUCCGUGAUGUGUAGGGGCGGUUAGCUCUGAAGACUGCAGAUAUUCCGAAUGAACUCUUCUAACUGUAAUUUAUGCUAUCUGAAUUGGACUGCUUAUUGGUUAGCCUUGCUGGACUUUGUAGACUACCUGUGAAUGGCUUCAAAGAUAAAGACCCAGACUGCCAAAAUGGUUCAGAGAAAGAGGGAGAACCUUUGCUCCGAGAUAACCCCAGACGGUUUGUCAUCUUCCCCAUCCAGUACCCCGACAUCUGGAAGAUGUACAAGCAGGCACAGGCCUCCUUCUGGACGGUGGAGGAGGUUGAUCUAACCAAAGACUUGCCACACUGGGACCGUUUGAAACCUGAGGAGAAACACUUCAUCUCCCAUGUGCUAGCCUUCUUUGCUGCAAGUGAUGGUAUCGUCAAUGAGAACCUGGUGCAGAGGUUCUGCCAGGAGGUGCAGGUCCCUGAAGCACGCUCCUUCUACAGCUUCCAGAUCCUUAUAGAGACUGUUCAUUCAGAGAUGUACAGCAUGCUCAUCAACACUUACAUCAGGGACCUGAAGGAGAGGGACAACUUAUUUAAUGCCACUCAGACCAUGCCUUGUGUGAGACGAAAAGCAGACUGGGCCCUCCAGUGGAUAAAUGACAGCAAAUCCACAUUUGGAGAGCGAAUUGUGGCCUUUGCGGCAGUGGAGGGCAUCUUCUUCUCUGGUUCAUUCGCUGCCAUCUAUUGGCUCAAGAAGAGAGGACUAAUGCCUGGCCUUACCUACUCCAACGAGCUGAUUAGCAGGGAUGAGGGCCUGCACUGUAACUUUGCCUGCCUGCUGUACAGCUACCUGGUGAAGAAGCCAUCAGAGGACCGAGUGAAGGACAUCAUCACCAAAGCUGUUAGCAUUGAGCAGGAGUUUUUGACAGAGGCCUUGCCAGUGGAUCUCAUUGGAAUCAACUGUUGUCUGAUGAAGCAGUACAUUGAGUAUGUGGCCGACCGGCUUCUCGCUGACCUCGGACUGGCCAAGGUAUACCAAGCUGAAAACCCAUUUGACUUCAUGGAGUCCAUUUCAUUAGAAGGGAAAACCAACUUCUUUGAGAAACGAGUAGCGGAGUAUCAGAGAUUUGGAGUUAUGUCAAGCAUGACGGACUGUGAAUUCACUCUGGAUGCGGACUUCUGAACUGGAGAUAACAUUCUGUAACAUAUUUGAUAAAUGUGACCUAUUUAUUUAUUUUGUUUAAGCAGUUAAUGACAAAAGACAGCCUCAAGUCUUGUUACAAUACUAUCAAAAGUAUUACAAUAGGAUGAAUGAAUAGUUGACAGGUUAAAGAUGCAGUCUUCCAGCAGAUACAUACAACCUUUUGGCAAUAGAGACUGAGAAUUAGCUUUUAUCUUGACAAGGAAAGCAUAUGACCUAAGUUUUGGUUAAACAUAAAUAUUUGAGUGAGGUGAAUGAUAGGGGUGAUUAUUAUGUACCUCAUUGGGCAUCUGAAGAUGGUUAAUAUCUAGAAUAUAUUUUAUUGAGUCUGCAGUUCUGGCAGCUGGCUUCUAUGGUUAAUUGUUUUAACAUUUUUACAAUAAAAUGUUUUUUAAAAUGAAAA